AUGUCUACGUCGUCCAAGCUCGCCAACGGCUCUUCGGGCCCCACUCCUCCCCUCACCCCCAAGUCCAACUCGCUCGCUCUUCCCCUUGGCGCCUGCAUUGAGCGUUCGCGCCCUCGUCUGAGCCGCGAGCAGUCGCUCCUGCGUCUCCAGUCGCAGCUCGACAACAUGCCAACGCCGCUUCUCAAGCACGGCCUCCUCUCGCGCGUGCGCCGUGAGGACCCCGAGCUCUUCUUCUCGGCCAUCCAGGCUGACCUCGUCAACCUCGCCCCCAUUGUGUACACCCCGACCGUCGGCGAGGCAUGCCAGAAGUACUCCCAGGUGUACUCGGGCCCCGAGGGCUUGUAUCUGUCCAUUGACGACAAGCCUCAGCUCCGUCAGGUGCUUUCGGAGUACGCCGCCACCGCCUCCCACCAGCCCCAGAUCAUUGUCGUGACCGAUGGUUCGCGUAUCCUUGGUCUUGGUGACCUUGGUAUCGGUGGCAUGGGCAUUUCCGUCGGCAAGCUCAACCUCUACGUCGCUGGUGGUGGCAUUGACCCCAGCGGCUGUCUCCCCGUUGUCCUUGACAUGGGCACCAACACCGAGUCUAUCCGUGACGACCCCCUGUAUCUUGGUCUCCGCCGCCCCCGCGCCUCGCUGGAGGAGGCUACUUCAUUUAUGGACGAGUUCAUGGCCGCCGCCGCCGACGUGUUCCCCAACACCGUUGUCCAGCACGAGGACUUCUACUCGGAGGCUGCCUUUGCGUUCCUUGAGAAGUAUCAGGACAAGUACAGGAUGUUCAACGACGACAUCCAGGGUACUGGCUCGGUCAUCCUUGGUGGUUUCGUCGCUGCCGCAAGGCGCGCGUCCGAGGCCUCGGGCAAGCCUCUCCAGGACCAGAAGGUUGUCUUCCUGGGUGGUGGUUCGGCUGCUGUUGGUGUCGCCAAGGAGAUGAUGACCUUCUUCCGCAUGCUUGGCUUCACCGAGGAGGAGGCCCGCAACCGCUUCUGGCUCAUUGACACCAAGGGCCUCAUCACCAACACCCGUUACGACGUUGUCGCCGGCAAGCUCGCCAGCCACAAGGAGUACUUUAUCCGCAACGACACUGAGGGCAAGGAGUUCAAGACCCUCGCCGAGGUCGUCGAGUACGUCAAGCCCACUGCCCUCGUCGGUCUCUCGACCACCUACGGCGCCUUUGGCGAGGACGUUGUCCGCCGCAUGGCCGACCUCAACCCCGCCCCCAUCAUCUUCCCCCUCUCCAACCCUACGUCCAAGUGCGAGCUUUCGUUCGAGGACGCCUUGAAUUGGACCGACGGCAAGGUCCUCUUCGCCUCCGGUUCGCCAUAUGACCCCAUCACCUACAAGGGCCAGCUCCGUGAGCCCGGACAAGGAGUGACGGACUCGAUGAUUACGGGCUCUGCGAUUGCUCUUUCGGAGGCUGUUGACGCGGACGAGGCGUCUACUGGUCUGCUGUACCCGCGCCUGACGCGUAUCCGCGACGUGUCUGCGCAGGUUGCCGUGGGCGUUGUGCGCGCUGCGCAGAAGGCCGGUGUCGACACUGUGACCUCGCUGCGCGACAUUUCGGACGACGAGCUGUUCGCGCAGAUCAAGAAGGCCCAGUGGUCGCCCUACCAGAACGAGGGUGUUUCCACGUCGCGCCUCUAA
Molecule: messenger RNA, 1641 nt
Organism: Apiotrichum porosum
Lineage: Eukaryota; Fungi; Basidiomycota; Tremellomycetes; Trichosporonales; Trichosporonaceae
Exons: 9
Coding region: 1-1641 (546 amino acids)
Biological process (GO): pyruvate metabolic process; malate metabolic process
Cellular component (GO): mitochondrion
Molecular function (GO): malate dehydrogenase (decarboxylating) (NAD+) activity; NAD binding
Source: RefSeq, a predicted model, not a curated record